Messenger RNA from Stylonychia lemnae, 735 nucleotides. The record is from the annotation of a GenBank genome assembly. Lineage: Eukaryota; Ciliophora; Spirotrichea; Sporadotrichida; Oxytrichidae.
AUGGCAGAUAUCAAACCAUAAAAAUAAAUAGUCUAAGAGUAGCAAUAAAUGCCCUAAUAAUAAAUCCAGUAGGAAUAAUUGGUUUAAAAUAAAUAAGAAAUACUGGAUAACUAUGUGAUAACUACAAGUGAUGGAAUGUUUAUGUAUAGGAGAAUAAUUAAAGCUGAUGAUUCAUGUUUAUUUAAUUGCAUUGGAUUAGCUCUGAAAUGCAGUCUUAAUGAAUCUAGCAAGCUUAGAGAAGUUAUAGCAAAGAUAGUACGAAGUGAUCCCAUUAAUUUCAAUGAAGCUAUUUUAGGGAAAAGUCCUGAGGAGUACGCUUAAUUUAUUAGUGGGUAGAAUAGUUGGGGUGGUGCAAUCGAACUGAUGAUAUUUGCAGAUUAGUUAGAAUGUGAAAUAGUAGCAGUUGAUAUAAUCAACAUUAGAUAUGAUAUUUUUGGUCAGGUAUACAUUAUGAUUUAUGUGUCAAGAACUUCCUCGAAAAUAAGGAGUAAUUUUACCGAUUUAUUUGAAUAAAUUAGUGAGAAUACAGAGAUUAGAGUAUUUAGUCCAAGUGAUGAAUAAACAUUGUAGGAGAGCUUAAAACUUGCAAAGCUUUUGAAUUCUAAGAAAUAAUACACGGACACAAGCAAAUUUAGUUUGCAAUGUGGAAUUUGUUUUUAAGGCCUGACUGGCCAAAAUGAUGCAAUGGAUCACGCAAGCAAGACUGGACAUAUGAAUUUCGUACAAAUGACUUGA